CCAGCGCCCGCACCCUAGGCGCUCAGGUUACUUCUCCGCGGGACUGGGCUCGCGAACAGAGUUGCGCGGGGCUCACCGACGCAGUGUCGGCCGGUAGAAUUCUGACUCGUCGUCUGUCGCGGCGCAGGGCUUGUUGGGGGCUGCGUCAAGGAGACACUAGACUGGAACGUUCUGUCAUUCCGGGGCGACGGGCCCGAGCUGACGGGGCCGCACUCUCCGGUGGCAGCCGACCACUGCGGGGCCGUGGGCCGAGGGGCCGGGCCCCUCGCGUGCUGCAGGGAGCCCAAGGCCCAGCCAGUCUUGGGAAGGGAGCUGAGGUACCUGUGGCGGUCUGCAGCUUUCCUGCCAGGCCGGGCGGAGCACGCGCUAAUCUUGUUGACAAGAUGGGAGGGAAGGGACGGGGUGGUGGGUGCUGUAGGUGUGUAACGGGCGCGGGCGCAAGCUCCCCCUCAGAAAACGUGUGUGUGUGUUGGGAGCCCCCUGUGCUGGCGUGUGUGUGUGUUGGGGGUUGCUUUGGGCCUCCUAGAGUUCGAGGACACGCAAAUUUUUGUGAAAGCCCCUCCCUCUCUAAGCAGCCCUCCCUCUCUUCUAAGCCCCCUGGGUUGGCGUCGGUAGCCAGAAAGUGGCCGUUCUCCCGAGUCAGAAGAUUGCGGCAGUGCGACCCCUAGAGGCCUGGCUGGUAAUUGCCACGCCGUCUCGAACGGGCUGUGUUGCAGAAGGACUUGGGAAGCCUGAAUUCCGGGGCGACGCUGGGGUCAGUCCAGAGAGAAUCUCCCCUGCUUGAAAGAGGCUGGUUCUGAAGACCUCAUCAGAAACGAUGGGGCUCUGUUUUUUUGUGACCACAAUGAGAAAUUUAGACAGUGAUGAUCGGGUAACUGACAAGCUUAACAAGCCCAAGACAUCGAGAGAAUGGUUGGAACCACAGCCACCUUCUUUUAUGGAGGCAUUAGCUAAAGAAGAUAUUGAUGCAGCUAUUCAAUCAAUAUUAUAUAGAGAAAAUCAUGUAAUUAAGGAACUAGAUAAGUGUUUACAACAUCAUGACUUUUUAAAGGCAAGAAGAAAAGAGAUGUUACAUAAAAGAUGGGCUGACCAUGUGGCACAUCCUCUCCAGAAGAAAAUAAUAGAAAAAGUUUGUUCAUAUAAGAAGAUUAAAAAAAGGAGACAAGAAGAAUUAGAUAGUUUUUUAAAACAUGUAAAUAAAAAGGGAAAUGCAUUUAUAGAACAUUAUGAUCCAAAAGAGUAUGAUCCUUUUUAUAUGAGCAAAGAGGACCCAAAUUUUCUGAAGGUUACCAUUCCACCAUUUCGUGACCCUUUGAAAAAGGCACAAUAUGACAAAGAUGAUGAAAAAAGAACUCUUCUUCAGUGUGAGACUGGCAAAAUAUAUACAAUGAAAGAAUUUAAAGAGAUUGAAAAGGCCAAACUGCAUUCCAGAUUCCCAAGAAUUUCUAAUUCAAGGCACUUUAUGACUCCAAAUGAGUGGCUUAAGCUGCCUACAACCUACAUAGAAAGUGAAUUUUGUAAAAGGAGCAGGUUAAAAGUGAAAAUGAAUUUUAACGAUUGUAGUUUUGAUUUGAAACCCUUGACAAGGACUCCUCAUCCUGUUGAAUCUCAGCAAGAAAAAGCAGUUAUUUACAAAAACAAAGGAUCAUCCUUUCUGGAAAAAGAACCUCUAUGUUUUCAUGAGAGAAAGAGUCCAAGUCUCAAAGAGGCCAACUCUGAAGGUCACUUCGUUGACCCUCAGCAGGAGAUAGAAGGGGAUGGGGACCAGGAUGCGAUUUUAUUUAUUUGACAGAGAGAGACACAGCGAGAGCAGGAACACAAGCAGUGGGAGUGGGAGAGGGAGAAGCAGGCCUCCCGCGGAGCAGGGAGCCCAGGAUCAUGACCUGAGCCGAAGGCAGACGCUUAACAACUGAGCCACCCAGGCGCCCCUCUCAAAUAAAAUCUUAAAAAAAAUUUGUUUUAAAGAUUUUUUAUUUAUUUGAGAGAGUGUGAGAGAGAGCAUGAGCUGGGGUGGGGAGAGGGAAAAGCAGACUCCCCACUGAGCAGGGACCCCCCCCCACACACACACACAUGGGGCUUGAUCCCAGGACCUUGGAAUCAUGACCUGAGCCAAAGGCAGACACUUAACUGACUGAGCCACCCAGGCGCCCUUCUUCCUCAAAAUUUUAACAAGCACUUACUCUGAGCCAAGCAGUAUUUGAGGGGCAUAGUGGUAAACAAAAGAGGUAAAUCUCUGAUCUUGAGGAGCUUACAUUUUGAUGGCGGGGGACAGACAAUAAAUAUGUAAUAUGUGAGCUAGUAAUAAGUGCAGUGAGAAAAUAAAACAGGUAAAGUGGGGCAGGGAACUACGUCAAUAGAACAGGUUUAAAUUGAUAGCAAGGAAAAAACAAAAACUAAGUCGCUUUAUACUGAUACCUUACAAAUAUAUGUUAUAAUGGUUGUGAAUAUCUUGAAUUUAACCAGCCCCCAAAAGGAUUAUUCUUUACUUUUGUAUUUAUGUCCCUCUUACUACCAGAAACCUGCUUUGCCUCCAGAUUUCCCCUCAUUCAAGGGAAUAGGAUUAUAAUCCAACCAGGACCCCUCAGGACAAAAGUCUGAGUCGUCUUUGAUUUCUUGCUUUUCCCCACUUCCCAUGUCUAACAGGUGCCAGCUCUGUUGGCUUAUUAACUUUUCGGUUUCUCACUACUCUCACCAUUUCAGGCCAUUGUGAUCCUAACUGGUCUUCCUGCUUCUGUGGUUGCCCCUGUGUAAUCUGUUCUCCAUGCAGAAGCUAUAUUUAAAAAAUGUUAGAUCCGAUUUCUCCCCUACUCAAAACCUGUGAAUGGCUUCCCUUCACACUUUGGAAUUUAUUCUAAUUCCUUACCAUGGUCUAAGUCCCUGGACCAUUAGGCGCCUGUCUCCCCUCCAGCCUCAUCUCCUGCCUUCUCUCCACAUUUGCUAUGCUUCAGCCUCACCAGCCUUUUUUUGUUUUCUGAACAUACCAACUUUACUCCUCUCUCAGACUUUUGCUUCUGUCAUUCCUUCUCCCAGGAACACUCUUUCUCCAGAUUUCUCCGUGUCUCGCUCCCUUAGUUCACCCAGACGCCUGCACAAAUAUCUUCUCAGAGAAGCCUUCUCUGACUUCUCUAGUUAAAAUAGUCCCCCUCAUCCAUUCCCCUAUCCUUCCUACCCCCUUUACCUGUAAAGAGGUGGGAUUCAGAACUCAGAUGGAAGGCACAGUACAUGGAUGUAGCUUGGUGAAUUUUGUGCAGGAACAUUGUUUAUUUCUGUUUACUUCAUUACUCAAGUGAGAAGGUCAUCUGUCAGCUGACAGUGAAGGUGGAGGACCAAGAUUCAGAGGUUUGAAAAAAGGGAAGAAUGGAAGGUAGUGUUUUCUAAAUCAUAAUAAUCCUAGUGUAAAUUAGUACUCCAGACAUCCUGACAGUCUGAAAGCAGGACCAUAUGGGGUCCCUCAACUCCUAUCACACAUCAGUGAUCUACCCCCCCACCCCCCACCCCGUAAUAGGGUUGGUUUAUUCCCGAAUCUCUGUAUGUUUUGAAUCCAGAGAGAGUGACAAGAGGCUGAGGUCGCUCAGCUCUGGCAGGACAAGGCUUCGGGGGGUCGGGGGGGUGAUCAGCUCAGCUGGGCUGAGGAACUCUUUCUGCUCUUGUAGGCUCCCCAUUCCUAUAUCACACACCAUUCUUCUUUUCUGUUACCUUCAAAAGGUUUUAGCAACCAAGGAGCACACACCCCGAUCCUUGAUUGGUGAGGGACACAAAAGAAGGCUGUUUCCGAGGAAGUCAUCUGCCAGCAGGAUUCAUUCAGGGUGAGGACCAAGGAAGGAGCUCAAGCACCUGCAAUAACCACUUUUUGAGUUCAGUGUCUGUAUGAUAAUUAAGAAAUCACAAUACCAUGUAUUGACGGUUAUUGCCAAUGUAUUUUCUGCAGAAGUUAAAUAUUGCCUGAAAGAUCCAAUAAAAAUAAUGAUGGCUACCUUACUGAGUGCCUAUCUCAAUUCACUUGAUCUUUCCUGAAUCAAGGUAGGUGUGUCCUCUUUGGUCAGGUACCCUUAACAUCCACUGCCUCAUAUUCUCCCCUCCCCUCCUGAUU
Messenger RNA from Mirounga angustirostris (Northern elephant seal), 4090 nucleotides. RefSeq names its product family with sequence similarity 228 member B (gene FAM228B). Bases 818 to 1789 code for a protein of 323 amino acids. The transcript is spliced from 10 exons. NCBI's taxonomy places the organism in Eukaryota, Metazoa, Chordata, Mammalia, Carnivora, Phocidae. The record is from RefSeq and is a predicted model, not a curated record.